This is a messenger RNA of Linum tenue, 237 nucleotides long. NCBI's taxonomy places the organism in Eukaryota, Viridiplantae, Streptophyta, Magnoliopsida, Malpighiales, Linaceae. The record is from the annotation of a GenBank genome assembly.
AUGGGAAGUGGGUCGUGGAUGUUCACCCCGCGGGAAGGCAAUAUGGCUGCUCAUAUUAUGGCACAUUCGACUACGAGUUGGAAUGAUCAGAUUGUUUGGUUAGAUAAUCCUCCUACGUUUCUAGUUGAUCAGCUAGAGCUGGACAAUGUAGUUCUGCUUAAUAAAAUUUGCAGAUUUCGAUUAAAAAAAAAUCGACUACUGAUCCACGAGCGUAUCUUUCACCACUUGAUUUUGUGA